Molecule: messenger RNA, 1536 nt
Organism: Metarhizium acridum CQMa 102
Lineage: Eukaryota; Fungi; Ascomycota; Sordariomycetes; Hypocreales; Clavicipitaceae
Source: RefSeq, a predicted model, not a curated record
AUGGCCCUCGGUCACGAAGCCGCCGCAUACAAUACCCCUUCGCCUCCGGCACUCUUAACACAAGCAGACCACCUACCUGCACUAACAUCAUCGCCCAAACCCCUCACCAUGGCAUCGCAAGAAGAUACAUCUCAAGAAGAUACAUCGCAAGGAGAUACAUUGCAAGGAGAUACAUCGCAAGGAGAUACAUUGCAAGGAGAUACAUCGCAAGGAGAUACAUUGCAAGGAGAUACAUCGCAAGGAGAUACAUCGCAAGGAGAUACAUUGCAAGGAGAUACAUCGCAAGGAGAUACAUUGCAAGGAGAUACAUCGCAAGGAGAUACAUUGCAAGGAGAUACAUCGCAAGGAGAUACAUCGCAAGGAGAUACAUUGCAAGGAGAUACAUCGCAAGGAGAUACAUUGCAAGGAGAUACAUCGCAAGGAGAUACAUUGCAAGGAGAUACAUCGCAAGGAGAUACAUCGCAAGGAGAUACAUUGCAAGGAGAUACAUCGCAAGGAGAUACAUUGCAAGGAGAUACAUCGCAAGGAGAUACAUUGCAAGGAGAUACAUCGCAAGGAGAUACAUCGCAAGGAGAUACAUUGCAAGGAGAUACAUCGCAAGGAGAUACAUCGCAAGGAGAUACAUUGCAAGGAGAUACAUCGCAAGGAGAUACAUUGCAAGGAGAUACAUCGCAAGGAGAUACAUCGCAAGGAGAUACAUCGCAAGGAGAUACAUCGCAAGGAGAUACAUCGCAAGGAGAUACAUCGCAAGGAGAUACAUCGCAAGGAGAUACAUCGCAAGGAGAUACAUCGCAAGGAGAUACAUUGCAAGGAGAUACAUCGCAAGGAGAUAAAUUGCAAGGAGAUACAUCGCAAGAAGAUACAUCGCAAGGAGAUACAUUGCAAGGAGAUACAUCGCAAGGAGAUACAUCGCAAGGAGAUAAAUUGCAAGGAGAUACAUCGCAAGAAGAUACAUCGCAAGGAGAUACAUUGCAAGGAGAUACAUCGCAAGGAGAUACAUCGCAAGGAGAUACAUCGGAGAAGAAUCCCCGGGUCUGUCUCCUCGUAUGCGGUUUUGCCGCUAUCGGAAAGACGUAUCUUGCCGAAAAUAAUCUCGAUGGAUUGUGCGGUUACAAGAUUGUGGAUCUGGACUCAUCCAACUAUUCCAAAGACGCGAUUGGAGAGCCAAGAGAGGACUUCAAGGAUGCCUACUCGAACGCAUGGCUCAAAAUCAUGGACGAAAACAAAGACUCAAACGUAAUCAUCCUUCUUUCGACUCACCUGCAAACACGGGAAGGACUCGUCCAAAACAAGAUGAAAUAUACCUUGGUUCAUCCGCCUAGGGAAGCGAAAGUCGAGUGGCUCAGACGCAUGAAGUCCCGAAAUUCAGAUGAUAGUCUGAUCGAACACUUCCGAGACAAUUGGGACGCCAUGAUAGACAGCUGCGGGGAACAAGAUGAUUAUGCAACGACACUUGUUCUCGGUCAAAAUGAGUAUUUAUCUGAUGUGAUGAAGAUUUUGAUCCACCUCAACAAGCCAACCGAAGGCACCAAUUAA